AUGGAGCUUUGCAUUCCUCCUCCGCCUCUACUCUGCACCCCGCCCCUUCUAGUCCCUCUCUCCCCCCUCUCUCCCUCCGUAGAGCGAGAACACACACUCAGCGGCACGUACGUGCACGCACAGGGAGGUAAUGGGCCUAUGGUGGGCGAUGGCAAGAAAAUAGGGGGAUAUUGUCUAAAUAUUUCAGCAUCGUCUCCAUUGUCUCCAACCAGACUUUGACCAUUGUUCUUUCUACUCAGCAAAUGUGCACGGUUGCAGGUGUUCCAGUAAACUCUGGGUCUGUCUGUCUGUGUGUGUGAAUAGAGAGAAAAGAAAUCAAAUUGGCUGUGAUUUUGAACAUUGCUACUGCUGCUGCUGCCUGGGUGCUUUUGUGUAACAGCACAGCCAGUGAAGCGCCGACUUGUUCAGCCACAUCUUUAGACAGGCUUUGUGGGCCCCCUGCAGGCGUCUGGGGCAGACGACGCAAGGCUUUUCCCUGAAGCGAAUUUAGGAAAGCCGACUGACAAACAAAAAAAAUGUGUCGAAGAGGAGUGGGCGCCAUAUUGGACUCGUACACGAAGUGAAUUUAUGGUGUGAUUUCUCCUUGUUGGCCGUUGCAGAUGUGAACACUGGUUGAAGAACAGCCAGCACGAGUGCAUGGCUGUCCACCGGGGCAUGCCGCCUGCUAACGGGCCCUGUGAAACGGUGCACACCGACACAUCGUGCGGCCUCUUUCCCGUUGAAAUUCAACACUCUCGCAUGAACGCAAUACGUCCUCAUAUGCAAGCCUUUCUUUCUUGCAGGCUUCCUCCCAUCUUUCCCUGCAAGAAGCCAUUCGCGCAGACCCCAGAUCAUCACCGGCUCCAAAAUUCCAAGUGUUCUGCAGCCCAGAAUGGCGUCACCUGAUUGGCUGAGAGCCUAUCAAUCAUGCCUUUAGCCGCACCCCUCCCCCCAUUCAACCACUCGCCUCUCUGUUCCAGUGUGUUUACUACACUGCCGAGCAUAAGGGAGACACUCGUCUUCACAUGCACUGAACCCACUAAGAAAAACAGUUUUUAGUUAAAUUUGUAAGAAAACCUCCAAGAGAUCAACAUGCCCAAGAGAAAGGUACGUAUUUUCAAAAUAACAAAAAUAGUUUGAAGGGGAUAGAAGCUAUAAAUGCAAUGCAAACGAUUGUGAAGACAUCCCUAUGAGACAUUACUUAAUUAUAACGCAAUGUACGACCAUUACAUGUCGCUGGUAAUUUUUGCCUAUUUUCUGUAUAUAAUGUACAUUUUUUGUGUGUCAGAAUGAAUAUUUUCCCGCUCGCUCACGGCUUAUAAAACGCGUUUUCUUCAUGAAGCCGCUGUCCUUUGGGGAGUCAGAAGUCUCUUUCGGUCUCCAUGCAGUUAAAGCACAAGCAGCAGCCAUGCUUUGCAGCUCUUGUCCACCUUCGUCGCCGACCUACCGAGAACAAACGCUCCGCUUAUCGCCAUUUCGCCACCAAACCGACCAAAAGUGCCACCAGAAAAUGCCUUGGUGCCUUUACUUUGCAUUUUGGCCGUAAAAACAAACAUUAGCCAUCGCGUUUCGAUAAAAUUGUAUAUUUUCUGUCUUUGUUCAUAGUCCCAAAUGGCUGCUAUGACGCGGCUUUGCCGCCUGGUGGCGCCUGUGAGCUUUAGGAGGUCCCUCCCCCUCCUCAAAGACUCCCGCGCCAGCUUUCAAAUCUGAGCUCCAUGCAUUGAAUGAGAGAAAGAGAUGGGGGAGUGAAAGGGAAAAGCAGGGCCUGGGCCCUCGAAAUAUGGCUCCAGUGGCCCACAUGGCUUAGCUCUUAUGACCUAUAACUGAAACUAUGCAUUUGCCCCACACCUCUGGGCUCUAAUCCUUAAAAAUUACCUGUAUUUGAAAUAUUUUUUUGUUUUCACAUGAAUCUUAAAAGUUUUUUCAACAGAUUGGUAAGUAUGUAAAAUAAGUCACUGAGGCAUUCAACAACUGUUUCUUGUCAAUAUAAACAACCUCCAAAGUCUCAAUAUUACUAUUUUUCUAUUUUUUUCAUUUUUGACAUUUCAUAUUUGUGUUUUUCUGUUACAGGGAGGUGAAGGAGGAGAAAAGGAGGAGGUAAGAGGGAAUAUGGGAGGUAACACCCCUUACAUGUUAAUAAAACAACCUUAAAGAGUAGUGAGUAGGACAUGUUGGGGCAGUAAUGGAAAGAAAGUGCUUUGUGUCAAAUUUAAACCUUUAUUUCUUGAAUAAAGUCACAAUCACUGAAAAAGAAAAAUCUGAUAAUGAUCUUUGUUGUUUUUCAGCCCCAGAGGAGAUCAGCCCGGUUAUCGGCGGUAAGAAGAAAGAGAAACUCAUUUACUUUAAUACAGAUUAAUAAGAACCAUAAUAAACAAUAUUAGGAGUCAAAAAAGUAGUUCAAUCUUUGUUAUUGACCAGAUUGUGGAAAACUUUCCUUUAAUGAUAAAGAAACAAGUAUGGGACCGAGUUUCAGCCUUUAAAGUAUUAACCAAAACUACCUCACAUAUAAAAAUGUAAAAACUGUAAUUAGUGUAGAAUUAGCUUCGGAAUAUGUGAAGAAUAUAUGCAUAGUACAAUAAAUACCAAUAAUGUUGUCUAAACUAGCUUAAAUAGAAGGAAAAGGACCAAUAAAAUGUAUUUUAUAGUUUUUAAACCCAAAAGAAUGAUAUAUAACAGAUAAUAGCAGAAAUGUUAAGAGCAGACAUAGCAGAGGCUGUCAAAGGUAACAAGUAUCUUUUUAUAUUUUCUAAAUCUGUUCUUUUUAGUGUUUUUGUGUAUAACAUUAACCUUCUGAUGUUAAAAUCUGUUUUGUUCGUAGCAAACAUCCAAGAGUUACUUCUUUAGCGAACCUUGCAAAAAAAGUUAUCAGAAAGAGCAAAGAGGCGAGAAAGUUUGUUAAUAUGAAAAUAAAAAGAGUUUAAGCCAACUUUUUAUGAUCUCAUGUAUUUCACAGAGACCUGCUGCGCCCAAGCCUGAACCAAAGGCCAAGAAAGCAGCAAAGGUGAGAGAUACUACAUUAAGAGAUGCUGACAUGUUGUUAUUUGAACCACAAAGCAAAAGACUCACAGCCAUGUGUUCGAAUCGAGCGCGCUGACGUUUUUUUUUUACUGCCCUCACAGAAGGAGAAGGCUGUGAACGAUAAGAAGGAGGAGAAGAAGACCAAGAAGGCAAAGGAGAACGCAGAGGCAGAGGCUAACGAGGAAAACCACUCUGAGAAUGGAGAGGCCAAGACCAAUGAGGUGGGUAGAGUGAAAGCAAAAGUUCUCAACAGCAGGGGGAACUUGGUAGAAACACGGCUUUAAAAUGACCCGCGAUUCUGACCUCUUUGUGCUUAUGUCCCACAGGUGGAGGCAGCCCCAGAAGAGGCAAAGGAGGAGGCCAAGUCCGAGUAGCACCACUGCCCAAACUUCCUCCUCCUUUACAAUCCCUUUUUCCCCCCUGAACCCCCAACCAGCCAGCCAGCCCCCCCAAGUCUCUCACAUGGUUUCCCUCCAAGGCGUAUUGUUAACAGAGGAAUAUUUUUAUCAAUGAUUUUAUAAGUAUCCGUACAGAUUUUUAGCACAAAAGCAAAGCUGAUUAUGGAGCGCCUUGCAGAUUUGCAGUGGUCAUAUCAAGUGUCUGCAAGCAAGAUGAACACACUAAAAUCUUUUUUAAAUGGCAUUUCAUGAUUGUUGAAGGCUUGUGUGGUGUAGAAAGUGCGUCCCUGCCGGAUUGGCUAUGUUGUGAGCUGUGUACUCCUGUGUUUUUCCUUCUCCCCCCCAUCUUGCCCCUCUCCUUCCCUUUCCUCCCCCCUCAGAUUAGACCUCUCUCCCCCCUUAAAGUUCAGCCUUUAUCCAUGUUUUAUUAACGGUUCAGCCAUGUUAAUGUGGGUGAUUCUUUUAGACCUCUAAAUGUGCAGUGAAUUCCCUUUGCUUCUGUCUCUUGUUUUUUUUUUUUUUUUUUUCAUUGAAAUCGUGUUUAAAAAAAGCGUGUUGAAGUGUGUUGUCCAUAAGAAAGAGGAAGAUGAACAUGUGAAACAUUCCGGGAACAGCGAUUGCCUCCAACCUGUCUCCUAGACGACCCUGCGUGUAAAACAGCUCCUGCUCCAUCCACGCUGUCAUGUCGGCUUUUCUAAACACUCUGGUUUUUUUAAACAAUUGAAUUUGGAAACCUUCUCUGACAAAUGCAGGUGUCUGGUCCCUCUCUUAUGUUCUCAAAUUCUCUUAAUAAAAACAAGUCCUGGGAAUUUUCCUCGAAU
Xyrichtys novacula (pearly razorfish) is the source of this 4216-nucleotide messenger RNA. NCBI's taxonomy places the organism in Eukaryota, Metazoa, Chordata, Actinopteri, Labriformes, Labridae. The record is from the annotation of a GenBank genome assembly.